Messenger RNA from Leishmania braziliensis MHOM/BR/75/M2904, 1026 nucleotides. RefSeq lists its product as hypothetical. Lineage: Eukaryota; Euglenozoa; Kinetoplastea; Trypanosomatida; Trypanosomatidae. The record is from RefSeq and is a predicted model, not a curated record. The transcript has a single exon. The coding region runs from base 1 to 1026 and encodes 341 amino acids.
AUGCCCCGUCCACAGUUCAUUACGUGCCAACUGUGUGGCAGGGGCUUCGGUUCUGCCUCAAUCAACAUUCACAUUCCACAGUGCUAUGAGAAAGCAAUCAAGCGGUGGCAACUGAAUCCGCAAGGGCCGCGACCAAUCAUGCCACCGCUACGCGGCAAAGCGGCUGCCAAGGCAAGCAACACCGAAUCCUCUGUCAUCGCCAUCACCAGCCAACCCCGCGGCGCUGGCAUCUCAGCUGUCCGAUCCCUGCAGAUGCAGAGUAUGCCACCUGAGAGCGUCGAACCGUCGAGCAUGAAUCUGCACCCAUGCUCCAAGUGCGGUCGUACCUUCAAUUUUGACCGCGUAGCCUACCACGAGAGCAUCUGCAAAGGCGACCGAAAGCGCAAGGUCUUUGACAGCAGCAAGCAGCGGCGCGUCAGCGGCGAGGGGGACGACGCCUACGCUGGUGGUGCCUUCGGCGCCCCGAGUGCGGUCAGGAAGGUUCGAAAGAAGAAACUGGGCAUGACGAACACCACAAGCCGAUAUACCCCUGCCCCUGCCCCACGGACGAAUUGGCGGCAACAGCAUGAGGAGUUCAUUGCGGCCAUCCGCAGCGCCAAACGAGCCGAUGCCGAGGCACGGAACAUGUGGGGCACUGCACCUUACGGCACACUGAGGGGGUCUGCACGUGGCGCUCCCUUCGACAUGCCAUCCUCCGGCUACGGAGGUGGGGCUGGGAUGUCAGUGCGGAGCUCGAUUUCUACUAAACGAGUUCCACCUCUUAUGGCGAAGCAAAAUGAUGCGCGAAAUCAGAACAUUGCAACUGGCGGGCGUGCAGUGAAGGCCAAGGUGGGUGGCGGCAUCCCUGCGCGGAGAACGGGUCAUCCUGCUGGGCGUCCAACUCCGCCUCUUGGACGAGGCAGCUUUGGCGGCAGCGUCGACCGGUUCAAUAGUCGUGGCGGCGUAGGUGGUGGUGGUGGUGGCGGCCGCGUUGCAAACGACAACACGACAAGCCUAGGCAUGCUGCAGGCCAUGGGUAGAGCCUAA